GCGCGGCAAAGGCUAUAUAUUCGUUGUAUUGUAUGCGCCCGCGCAGUGACCGACUCAGCACGCUUGCGUAUUGCAUUGUGACCGUGAAAAGUUUUGAACGUCAAAAUGCGCUGUCUAAUCAUAGCCACGGCAGUUUUAGCAGUGGCACAAGCUAGACCUGGGUUUAUAUUUACCCAGCCUUUGCAGCCAAUUGGAGUGGAAUACGCCCACGCGUCAAUUCCAGCUGUCCGAGCCCACCCAGCAGUAGAAUUAAACGCAGCCAGCGAAGCUCUAUUACCCCGUGAUUUGUUAAAGUCCAGUGAUUUCUACGACAAUCCAGUGAUUGCUUCUGGAUUAGCGAAGGAGUCGUGGUUCACCAAUAAGGAGAUGCAAGUUGUUGAGAGAGAAGCAGAGAAAAUUCCGAGGCAGAAAAUUUAUAAUAUCGUCAAAAAUGCUGGAUUUUUGGAUAGUCAUUAGGUGCUAAUAUAGAUUUUACAUCUAGAUAGAAUAUCAAGUGUCAAAUGUAACGAAAAAACUGUUAUCUAACUCCAACAGUUCGUUGAAGUGUAUUUUUUUUAAUAAAACGAAGCGCGCCAUUUUUUGGUGUUGCCAGUAAUAACUGUAAUAAUUUAACAUCCUUAUAAAGUACACGCUGGCCAAUAUUGUAAGUUUAAGUAUAAUAGAAAUAUGUGGGCUAUAAUAGAAAUAGAUUACAUAAAACUAAAGUACCAUAGGUCAUUUGUAGCGAGAUAUUCUUUCUGGAUGUUUACAUUUAAUAGCAAACUUUUUUUUUUUUAUAAAGUAAUAAGUAUUUUAGAAAACGAGGGUUCACAUCAACUAAGUGUUUAUUUUUCAUUACAUUUCAAAAAUUUUGUCAAGUUUUUAUACAUGCAUGUUCUUGUAGUAAUUAAUUAUUUAUUGUAAAUAUUUAUGAUUUAAUGUUUUAAAUAUUAUAUAAGAACAUAGAUAAUAAUGAUAUCGUCACCUUGUAUACUUUAGAUGUAUUAGUUUAAAUUUUGUGUAUCUAAGUCAUAACUUACAAUGUAACAACGUAACCUUUGAAUGAGUAAUUGUAUAUAACUAUCAUUAAUUAGACUUGUAUU
Messenger RNA from Galleria mellonella (greater wax moth), 1082 nucleotides. RefSeq lists its product as uncharacterized. The transcript is spliced from 2 exons. Bases 106 to 456 code for a protein of 116 amino acids. The record is from RefSeq and is a predicted model, not a curated record. Lineage: Eukaryota; Metazoa; Arthropoda; Insecta; Lepidoptera; Pyralidae.